AUGUCUUUUCCAACAGUAGCAACUUUGUCACAAGAAUACUUCGAUCCGAAUAUUCCUCAGAUUCUCCCACACGAAAAAAUGUAUAAGAUCCAAGUGGGGAAAUCGCUAUUCAAAAUUAGCGGUGCUUCUUUAAGUUCGGAUGGACCCAGUUUCUUCACUGAAUAUUUCUCCAAGAAAUGCUCCUUUGCUGAAAAUAACGACAGCGGCAGUAAUGCCAAAGAAUCUACUGAAAAUGAGGUUUUAUUUAUAGAUAGAUCUGCGGAGGUUUUUGGAUGGAUUUGUCAACAUUUGCAAGGAUAUAUAAUCGAAAUUAAGGAUGAAGUCCAAUAUACUAUGCUUUUCGCAGACGCAAUAUACUAUAAUUUACCGCGAUUGAGAUCCUUAUUGAAAGAAACAGAUUAUUACUUCACUAACAUUGGUGGGCAAUCAUUCAAAAUAGCUAAGAAUUUAUUUAGAAGGAAAGGUGAUUCCCCGAAUUAUUUCGAAAUAUAUGCGGCCACAGUUUACAUCGAUGUGGAAAAGCUAAUCAUAUCUAAAAAAUUAUUGAGACCACCGCCUCAUUCUGCUCCUUACGUUCCAAGAUCUUCAGAGUAUUUUAAAGACUUACUGACACUACUGGGAGGAGCAUCCCUCGAUUUGGAUGAUAAUAGAAGAGAUGCCUUAAUAAAAGAGUGUCGAUAUUACAGGUUUUUAAACCUUGAACAAAGGCUAAUCAAAUCUCAGGUUACCUACAAUCCGAUAACAAGAAAUGAAGAGAUUUGUCUUUUACUGAGGGAUUUGUCCAAAAAAGGUAUUACUUUUCCUGCUAUUUCCACGUUUUCAACUUCAUCCUUUUUGGAAGAAAACUUCUGUAGUGCAGAUGAAUGCGGUACAUCAUCGUUACCUUGUGACCAACCAGUAAUCAAAAAGAUUAAACCUAAUAUCGCCGAAAAAUAUAAAGAUUCUUGGAACAUGCUUUGCUAUAAAAGGCCAUUUUUGGAUGACUAUGCAAGAGAGCUACUUUUUCAAAUAGAUUCAACUGAUUGUACAAUAGGCUUCAAUAAAGAAACCCAGAGUAUACAUUUAGACCUAACCGGGGAAUCAGCACAAAAGUUUGAGGCCUUAUUUGGAAAUAUUUUGCUGAACAUGCCUUUUGGUGCGGCUAACUUGAAUGAUUAUAAAUAUCAUUUUCCAUCCGAUAACACGCAAGCGAAAGUUAAAACUCAUUAUUUACUUCCCGCAUGCAUAUAUCUUUGUGAUUUGGACAUAAACGGCAUUAAAAUUCCUCAAGUUCGAAGUUUAUUAACGGAUAAAAGUAAGUUUAACGAUAAGAUCAUUGACGUCUCAAAUCCAUCUGGCCUCAAACUCUGUUCCGGUUUGAAACUUUACUUAAGAAAAUCUCUAUGGAAGUUGGCCGUAAAAGACGGAAAACUUAUGCUGAUAGCUAUUAAGGCUAUAGCAUUUAAUGGAACCAAGGAGUACUACAAGGGAUAUAGAUAUCUCUAA
Messenger RNA from Saccharomyces mikatae IFO 1815, 1485 nucleotides. It is a transcript of the gene MRX16, whose product is annotated as Mrx16p. The transcript has a single exon. Gene Ontology annotation, biological process: protein homooligomerization. The coding region runs from base 1 to 1485 and encodes 494 amino acids. The record is from RefSeq and is a predicted model, not a curated record. Gene Ontology annotation, molecular function: protein binding. Lineage: Eukaryota; Fungi; Ascomycota; Saccharomycetes; Saccharomycetales; Saccharomycetaceae.